This is a messenger RNA of Grammomys surdaster, 2834 nucleotides long. RefSeq names its product carcinoembryonic antigen-related cell adhesion molecule 3-like. The record is from RefSeq and is a predicted model, not a curated record. Lineage: Eukaryota; Metazoa; Chordata; Mammalia; Rodentia; Muridae. The transcript has 3 exons. Gene Ontology annotation, cellular component: external side of plasma membrane. Bases 1535 to 2239 code for a protein of 234 amino acids. Gene Ontology annotation, biological process: T cell activation.
UUUUGUAGCCCUGGCUAUCCCACAGUUCCUUUGUGUAGACUAGGGUGGCCUCGAACUCACUAGAUCUGCCUGCUUCUGCCUCCUGAGUACUGUGAUCAAAGGAGUGCAUGCUGGCUUCUUUUUAUGUUUUAAAAGCAUAUUAGACAUCUUUAGCUAAAUAGUCCUGACCAAGACCUUAGAGGUUUUUUAUAAGUCAAGGCUACACAACUAUCAAGUGGCACCUCAGUUUUUGCAUGUGUGUAGUCUCAACACUUAGGAGACUGAGGCAGGAGGAUUCUUGUGUUGGGAAUGUAUAACGAGUUCCAGGCUUACUAAGGUCAACCAAAAGUAAAUGCAAAAUAACCCAUGUGAAUGAAUAAUUAGUGUUAAAGCACUGGGAGACUUGGGAAUCAGACUCAUGGUGGUCAAAAGAGAAACAUUUUUCUCUACUUACUAACUGCUGUCCUUUCCUAUUCUAGCAUCAGAUGUCCAUCAGGCUGAGUCAGAUGGCCCCUUCUGGCUACAGUGACUCUUUCUUGUCUUGUAUGACCUAAGGGCAAGGCCAGGAUCCCCAUGCUCAUGACCAAUGUGUCCAAUCUAGAUCAGAGCACAAGGGAGGGUCUCAGGAACUGGGGUUUCUUUGUGGGUGCAGGUAACUAGACAAGGCCUUCCCAGUGCUUAAGAAGGUGAACUGUAGCUUCGAAAGCCAAAACCGGGAAGCAGGCUUCUUUGGGACAGCCAUCUUCCAACCCCACCUUACCUCAUAUCUGCCUGUCACCUGCUCCAGGACAGAUGAACGAACAGCUGACCAAUUAUCACACAGGAAGAAGUGGGGGCUGCCAGCUUGGGGAUCCGCCAAGAUUCCCCAGUGUGACCCUAGAGACCUGCACAGCUAGAAGUCACAUGAACCAGAGCCCUAGGGACUGGUGGGGCUUGAGGUCUGGAUGUCAAUCAGAGAGAUGCCUGGGCUGUCAAAAUUAAACAUAAAUAAAACCACGAUUUUGCAGAGAAUGAUGGGAAUCUGGAACAGUUGCCCUCUCCUGUGUCACAGGCAGGGGGAGUAAUGGGCAAGGGGUUUUGGAGUAGGAUGGUCAGGGCUCAUUUCCUAACCUAGUGGUUGUUCCCAGCUGCAAACACUGUAGAGAAAUGUGGAGGUCACUGCAGAACUUCAGAAGUAGGGCAAAUGGCGGACAUGCAGGCCAUGGAGACCCAAUAAAAUCAAAACGGUGGGAUUAAAAUAGCGUCUGGGAGGAGAGAAGAAAAUGAUGUCAUCCAGUCAUGACUUUUCUUAAUACCUGAGGGCCUUCAACCAUUAUUUAUAAUGUAAGAUUUUUUGAAUGCAUUAUUUUAAAAAAAACUUAAAGAAUAGGUUUACAGACAGGUGGGGUGGGGGGAGAGAAAGGAAGAAGGGACAGUCUCCCAGCAAGAACAGUUGACACAGCGCAUGGCCUCAGGCAGAUUCCCUGCACACAGCCCAUGUGACUCUGGAAGAUGACCCUGGGGUAAGGACAGGGGAAAUAAGAGGGAAGGACCCUCGGACACCAGGACAGCACACAUGGGAGCAGAGACCAUGGAGUCCCCUUCUCUGCUUCUCUGCAAAGGGCUCCUGCUCACAGCCUCCCUCUUAACCUGCUGGAAUGCACCCGCCGCUGCUGAGCUCACUAUUGAGUUAGUGCCACCCAUGGUUGCCGAAGGCGGAAACUCCGUUCUGUUUGUGCACGAAAUGCCGCUGAAUGUCCAGGCGUUUUACUGGUACAAACAGAGAGGUCCGACCAAGAGCUAUGAAGUCGCGCGGUACUUAACACCCACUAACGAAAGUUCGAAGAUGCCUCAGCACAGUGGUAGGAAAACCGUAUUCUACAGUGGAUCCCUGCUGAUCAGAAAUGUCACCCAGGCCGACAGCGGAGUCUACACCUUACUAACAUUUAACACAGAAAUGGAAAGCGAGUUAACACACGUGCAUCUGGAAGUACGCGAGCCCGUGGCACAGCCCACCCUCCAAGCAGACAGUACCACAGUAACAGAAGAUGGUUCUGUGACCCUCACGUGCCUCUCAGAAGAUCCCGGACUCUCUAUCCGUUGGCUGUUCAAUCACCAGAGCCUGUAUUUCAAUGACAGGAUGACUCUGUACCAGAAAAACAGCAGACUCAGCAUAGACCCAGCCAGGAGGGAGGACUCUGGGGAGUACCAGUGUGAGGUCUCCAAUGGGUACAGCUCUAAGAUGAGUCUCCCACUCCAAAUGGCUGUGACUAGCGAGUGAGCUCGCCACUGGGGUGGGGAACUCUUUGUCAGUGAUACUAAAAGUGAAGAAAAGUUCUGGGGAAAAAACCAAGACAGUCAGCGUGGUGAUGGAGACCUGUCAUCUCAGGAUAAAAUGCGAGUCAGCAGGAACGUGAGUUUGAACCAGCCAGGGUUACAAAGUUUGACCAGUCUCAAGAAAAAUCAGCAGAGUAAGCAAAGCUACGAAGGGAUUACAAUCAUGGGCUUAGGUUCUGAGUCAAAUAUGGCCAGUCCUCCAGAUCCAUGGAGAACUGAUUCCAGGCACCCCCAAAUUUCUGGAUGUUCUGAGUCCCCUGUUGAAAAUGGUGUUUGCACACACACAUCAUCCUCUCGCAUGCCCCAGUCAUUUCUGAUGCCUCACACCGAUGCCGCCCAGACACCUUUCCAAACCAUUUCUAAGCAUAUUCUGUUUCCCUCACCCCUGACAGCUGUCAGCCCACUUCUGCCUCUACGUACGUAGUGUUUGUCUUUUUUGUUAGCAUGAUACAAAGCAUGAUUCUGUUCUCUCAAGCCACCUGGCUGGUGGCAUCCUGCUGGAUUAACGGACAUUAAAGGACAUCCUUGGUACAACUGAU